AUGCAGGACCGCCGGUCGCUCGUGCUGGGAGUCUCCGUCCCCUUCUUCGUCAUCGCCAGCAUCUUCGUGGCCCUGCGGUUUGUCUCCCGCAUCUUCGUGGUGAGAAAAGUCGCGCUACACGAUUAUUUGAUGUUGCUCGCAUGGUUGAUCGACUUUGGAUUCUCAUUUUCCCUGUUCUACGCGACUAGCAAAGGACUCGGGCUCCAUGCGGACGCCAUCCCGCGAGCAGAUGAACCUGGCCUCAAUCGCGCUAAUUAUGCCUUUACCGUCCUCUACAAUCCAGCGUUGAUGUCCGUCAAAACCUCCAUCCUGGUCUUUUACUUGACUUUCACGCGCGGCGAGAAAGUCUUUCGAUGGGCCAACUACGUGACCCUUGCGGUGGUAAACGCGGCCGGUCUCGCAUUGACUCUUGUCAAUGUCUUCCAAUGCAAUCCCGUCAGCGCCGCGUUUUAUUCCACGGUCCCGAACGGUGCGCAAUGUAUCGAUAUCAUCACGCUGUACCUUUCCUCGUCGCCAGUGAACAUCAUCACCGACCUGGCCAUCCUUUUUCUGCCAAUGCCCAUCUUGACCAAUAUGCGGCUACCCAUGAAGCAGAAGGCGAUUCUGGUCAUUACAUUCAGCUUCGGUUUCUUCGUGGCCGUAGUCGAUGUGAUCCGAAUUGCUUUUCUCCAACGAGCGGCCACCUCCCAUAGAACGGAAAUCCGAUCAAUCCACAUCUCCAACAUUGGAAUUGCCGACUUUAGCUGGUAUGCGUCGCUGUCUUUCAUGUGGUCAGCCGUCGAAGUCAAUGUGUCCGUCAUCUGCGGAUGUGUUCCCAGUCUCAAGCCCCUUGUUGCCCGUCUUGUCCCCAAAUUGAUCAAAGACACAAACAAUUCAUCUGUUAACACCCCAAUUGCUCAUGGGGCAAGCGACAGUCCCGUUGCGAUGCCUUCACCCGCCGCAAUGCCCGCUUCUGGUGGCGAAACACCAUCUUCGCCAUCAGAUAGCAAUGAAAAACCGUCGCCGCAGCAAAGAAAGGGUAGCAUGGCUAUACGUCGUCGCAGUUCCAACGCCCUUAUGAUGAUGCAAGAUAUGUUCGGUCAGCAUGGCAGCGAGGGUCAAGACACAGAGGCAAACACGGCUCCCACCAGUUCAUCCCACCCAUAUAAUUUUAGAUUCUUUGACUUCGUCAACGUGAAGAAUCCAGAGAGCAUGCUCAAGUUGAAUAACAGAGAGUCGAUCGCGCCCAACGCCUGGACUACUCUGCUUUUCUUUCUGUGGGGAUUUGAAUACGGUUUAUUGGAUGUCCUCAAUAAUCAGUUCAAGAAGAUCGUUCGGCUUGACACCUGGCACUCAUUGGGUCUUCACGGUGCCUACUUUGGUGGGUAUGUCGUCGGUCCAUUGCUCGUCGGUCGCCCAGUCCUCAAAACCUGGGGCUUCAAAUCUACCUUCAUAACGGGAUUGUGUAUCUACGGCUGUGGAGCACUGAUCUUCUGGCCAUCUGCUGUCCUCACAUCUACUGCCGCCUUCACGAUAUCCAACUUCGUCGUUGGAAUUGGCCUCUCAGUGUUGGAGACGGCCGCUAAUCCGUUUAUCGCGCUGUGCGGUCCACUUGAAAAUUCAGAGAUCCGUUUGAAUAUUUCACAAGGCGUGCAAGCUAUCGGAAGCGUUCUCUCACCGUUGUUGGCCCAGAAGGUGCUUUUCAAGAGCGUCACUGACGUCGCCUCUCUGGUAGACGUGCAGUGGACGUAUCUUGGGAUUGCUCUUUUUGAUGUGCUUUUGGCAGUGGCCUUCUAUUACUUACCGAUUCCUGAGGCAUCUGAUGACGACCUGGAGGAGCUAGCCAAUCGUCGCCGAGGAGACAACAUGACCAAAGUACUUGGAGUCCCUGUGGUCUGGCUCACCCUUGCAUUGGGAGUGUGGUCACUAUACUUUUAUGUGGCUGGACAGGAAGUCCUUUCGACAGCUCUUGAAAGAUAUGUCCUCUCUGCAAAUUCUGGAACAUCCAUUGAUGCGUUCGAAAUCUUGACGAUCGGCCAUAGCGUCUUCGCCGUAGGGCGCUUCGUUGCCGCCUUUGCGCAGUUGUUCCUGAAGCCUCGCUGGAUUCUCAUGAUCUCUUACAUUGGGAUGAUCGUCUUCUCUGUGCUCUGCAUGAAGACCACCGGCUGUGCAGCCAUAGUUAUGGCCAUGCUAGUCUACCUCUUCGAGAGUGGUGCCUUCAGCAUCAUCUUUGCCAUCUCACUGCGCGGAACGGCCCGACACACAAAGACCGCCGCAACAUUCUUGACCGUCGCCGUCAGCGGUGGCGCCUUCUUCCCCUUCGCGCAGUAUGCCGCCUACCUAGCCCGCGGCCAGUCAUACUCGUUCUGUGUUCUCGUGGCGGUUUUCUGUGCCGGUGCCAUCUUCCCCUUCUAUCUCAACCUCGUCCCUGCCGCCAAGAAACAAGUUGACCCUGUUCCGAAUGAGUAUCUUCGUGGUUACCGACGCCGCAGCCGCAAUCAACAGAAUGCCAGUCCUCGAGAUAAAAAUAGCUCAGCUGAGAAUGAUGUGUUCUCUCGUCGCCGCAGUGUUCUCGAAAAUCCCCUACAAUCUGUCUCUUUGCCUGAUAUGACCCAUCCAAGGCUACAGUCACAGAAUAUCUGGAGCUCGCAGCUCAGCCUGAACUCAGGCUUAAAAAGACAUUCCAAUCUGUCAAAAAUCUAG
Messenger RNA from Penicillium riverlandense, 2682 nucleotides. RefSeq names its product putative MFS monosaccharide transporter. The transcript is spliced from 4 exons. Gene Ontology annotation, biological process: transmembrane transport. The record is from RefSeq and is a predicted model, not a curated record. Gene Ontology annotation, molecular function: transmembrane transporter activity. Lineage: Eukaryota; Fungi; Ascomycota; Eurotiomycetes; Eurotiales; Aspergillaceae. The coding region runs from base 1 to 2682 and encodes 893 amino acids.